This is a messenger RNA of Malania oleifera, 1249 nucleotides long. Its product is annotated as cytochrome b-c1 complex subunit Rieske-4, mitochondrial-like. The coding region runs from base 118 to 957 and encodes 279 amino acids. Gene Ontology annotation, molecular function: 2 iron, 2 sulfur cluster binding; quinol-cytochrome-c reductase activity. Gene Ontology annotation, cellular component: membrane. The record is from RefSeq and is a predicted model, not a curated record. The transcript has 2 exons. Lineage: Eukaryota; Viridiplantae; Streptophyta; Magnoliopsida; Santalales; Ximeniaceae. Gene Ontology annotation, biological process: mitochondrial electron transport, ubiquinol to cytochrome c.
AUAGGAGGCACUUUUUACAUUGGCAGUUCACAAGUCACAAUCUCAAUCUCUCGGAAAGCGAAGCCCUGAAGUUGUAGUUGUGGAAUCGAAGCCCUAGCAGUAGCAGGCAUAGAGAAGAUGCUGAGAAUUGCCGCGAGGAGGCUCUCUUCUCUCUCAUGGAGGUCCUCUCAGACCUCCUCUCAGGCCCUCCUCUCCAGAAACCCCUUCAACGACCCCCGCGGUGAAGCACCCUUCGACGGCUCCAGAUCCAUCUCCUCUUCCUUUUCCAAUUCCUUCGUCUUCGGUUACGAAUCGAGAUAUCGUCAAAUCAGAGGGUAUGCAUCUGAAGCCCUUACACCAAGGAAUGACAUGGGAUUUAUUUCAGAAAUCCCAGCUACUGAGGUAGCCAUAAAGAAUCCCUCUUCAAAAAUUAUGUAUGAUGAGUACAACCAUGAGCGUUUUCCCCCUGGUGACCCUAGCAAACGUGCAUUUGCCUACUUCGUGCUUACUGGUGGCAGAUUCGUGUAUGCCUCUUUGCUCCGUCUUCUUGUCCUGAAGUUUGUUCUGAGCAUGUCUGCCAGCAAAGAUGUUCUUGCACUUGCCUCCAUUGAAGUUGACCUCUCCAGCAUUGAGCCUGGGACUACCGUAACAGUCAAGUGGCGGGGGAAGCCUGUGUUCAUCAGGCGUCGAACUGAAGAUGACGUCAAGUUAGCUAAUAGUGUUGAUGUUGGGACACUUCGCGAUCCCCAGGAAGACUCAACUAGGGUUCAGAACCCUGAAUGGCUCAUUGUAAUUGGGGUUUGCACGCAUCUGGGAUGCAUCCCCCUACCAAAUGCUGGUGAUUUCGGGGGAUGGUUCUGCCCAUGUCAUGGUUCCCAUUAUGACAUUUCUGGGAGGAUCCGGAAGGGCCCUGCACCCUUCAAUCUGGAGGUUCCCACUUACAGCUUCUUGGACGAGAACAAGCUGCUUAUUGGGUGAGAACUGAUACCAUCAGUCCUAUUUUAUUGGCACAAUGUUGCUGCUGCAAAAGGUCAUAUUUGACUUGAUUUGAUAAUUUCCAUCUGAUGGGGAAAAUUGGAUACAACCUUGUUUUACUUCUCUGUUGAAGAUUUUGAAUUAUUGUAUUGGGUGCCAGCUAGGGUUAGGGUUCUAAGGUUCCCGGAAUUACAUAGCUGGAUCUUAGUUGAGCAUUUUUGGCAUUAACACUAUGGUUUAUUCCAGUGAAUGAAUAAUAUUGCAGAUGCUGUUUUUGAGAUAGCAUCUUACAAAA